This is a messenger RNA of Debaryomyces fabryi, 498 nucleotides long. RefSeq lists its product as uncharacterized. Lineage: Eukaryota; Fungi; Ascomycota; Pichiomycetes; Serinales; Debaryomycetaceae. Bases 1 to 498 code for a protein of 165 amino acids. The transcript has a single exon. The record is from RefSeq and is a predicted model, not a curated record.
AUGGGUUCUAGACGGUUUUCACUAGCUUUGGAGCACGUCUCGGAUAACAGCGAUACAAACAAGCCCAUCACAGCAUUUUUGAUCGAUAAGAGUUAUGCUAACUAUGAAAAUUCAAAUCCGUGCUUGAAGCCGGACGAUGUACGCAACAACAUACAAUUGAAAAAGUCCAGAUCGGCUCCUGUAAUCAAUGAUAUGCUUGAGGCGACAUGCAGACUACAAAGUGACGAUAAUAAGGUGUUUGCAAUGGUUCCAAAACGGAGGUUUUCCAUUUGCGACCUAAAUACAUUCGACAGCGAAUUACCAAGCAUUAUGCAUCAUUCCAAGCAUGAAAAAGCCUUUUUUUCUGAGCCAGCAACAUGUCCAUCAAGCUCGAUUAGCGAAGGUAGGGGCCUUAAUGCAAAUUUAUAUUUCCCUAAAAAGCAUUGCAGACGCAACUCGGUGGCCCUUAAGUUUCAGAAUCCCCGGUCUAUUGAUAACUCAAUAGAGACCGAACAAUAG